Zea mays is the source of this 1008-nucleotide messenger RNA. RefSeq lists its product as uncharacterized. The record is from RefSeq and is a predicted model, not a curated record. Bases 382 to 834 code for a protein of 150 amino acids. NCBI's taxonomy places the organism in Eukaryota, Viridiplantae, Streptophyta, Magnoliopsida, Poales, Poaceae. The transcript is spliced from 4 exons.
UCAACGCCAGAAGCCGUCGUCCUUUCGCACAGUGAGCCUAGCCGCGUAGCUAGGACGGUCCACGAAGGACAAAUACAGUUUGCUCGUCUUCUUUGCCCCCCAUACCACCGGCUUCGCCUCGCCGGGCUGGCUAAAGUUGGUUUCGUAAAGUUGUCUUCGUUCUCGGUGGGUCGACCCCUCGCGCGCGCGUGGUGGGGCCGCCCCGUCGGCCGGCGACGUCCCCGUCCGCCGCUCGUCUCCCCCGUCGAGAGAUUCCGACCAACCCGGCCGGUCUGGUUCUGGUCCCGGUCCCAUGGGGGGGUAAAGCUGGCGACGUCCUCGGUGGUGGUGCUGCUGCGGACCUGCGCAGGCGAUCAACAAGAUACCCAAACCAAAGGGCGGAUGAUGGAUCACGGACGGAUGGCCGUGGAAGCGUCACAGCCCAAGCCGGGUGCUGGACAGAAAGGGACGAUGGCCAAAAGAGGGAGGGGGGGAGAAUUCCCCGUCUCCUUCCUAAAAGGCGAUGAGCACCGCUCUCCUCUCCUCUCCUCGUCGUCCCCGUCCCACAUGCUUCUCUACCGUCGGCCCGGGGCAGCAAAACGUCAGACAAGCGGUCUCCUUGCGUGCCAAGGCAAAGGGAGCCAACCCGCCCACCAAACCCCUGCGCUAUCUUGGAGAUACACUUAUCUAUGCUACUGCCAUAAAUGCAGUACUAUGGAAACUGAUCUUGGCUGGCGUGAAUAUGUUCUGGCGACAGAGGAGGCAUACUGGAAUGGCCUGUGGACUGUGAUAUUGUUUGCAGAUUCUCUCAUUGAUGGACAGGAGAGGGAGAAACCUCUAACAGGCAGGAAAUAACUCUAGAAACCAACAGGCUUCCUUGUCUUGCUCCAUUUGAAUUUUGAAAUGUCAAAUGUGAAAUGUCCAAGUGUUCUUGACCAGCUGUGCUCUAUCCAAUCUCAUGUAGACACGAAAUACUUCCAAAAGAAGGAAGAUGUUGAAGAAAAUUUAGCACCCCAACUUUUUUUUUAA